UUCCCUUCACAGAACAUGAGCGACGCGAUGGCCAUGCUGCCAAAGCUGUCCACAGGCCUCGACGUUAAUGUGCGUUUCACAGGUGUGUCCGACUUUGAGUACACGCCUGAGUGCAUCGUCUUCGACCUGCUCGACGUUCCUCUCUACCACGGCUGGCUCGUCGACCCGCAGAGUCCCGAGGUGGUGUCUGCAGUGGGCAAACUCAGCUACAACCAACUGGUGGAGAAGAUCAUAGAUUUCAAGCACUCGACAGACAGCAGUCAAGUCGGCGAAGGUUUGAUAGCAGAGCAGUUUUUGGAGUCCACAGCAACCCAGCUGUCGUAUCACGGCCUGUGUGAGCUCAACACGACGGCCAAGGAGGGAGAACUGUCUGUAUUUUUCAGGAACAACCACUUCAGCACCAUGAUAAAGCACAAGGGUCACCUUUACCUGCUGGUCACGGAUCAGGGCUUCCUGCAGGAGGAGAGCGUGGUCUGGGAGAGCCUCCAUAAUGUGGAGGGGGAUGGGAAUUUCUGUGACUCAGACUUCAGAUUGUGUCACCCUUCCCAGAAACCCACAGCGGCCAGCCAGCCCUCCGCACAACAGCAGCAGAUGCAGAUCGACCAGGACUAUCUGGUGGCGAUGUCCCUGCAGCAGCAGCAGGGUGAAGCUCCUGGACCCUUGAGUGAUCUUGAGCUGGCCAGACAGCUGCAGCAGGAGGAGUACCAGCAGCCUCAAACACAGCAGCACCAGCCCUCAGCAGGACAGGUACUUCCUGUCUGCGUGACACUUCGCCGAAUCAUUCUUUCAGGUCAAAUAAAGGUGCUUCGAAAAAACGGUUCCAUAAAGAACCUUUGACGUCUGAAGAGCCUUUCUGUUUGGUUCUUUAGGUUCUAAAAAAGUAAGACAGAGAACCUUUGACUGAAUGGUUCUUUAUGGAACCAAAAAUGGUUCUUCUGUGGCAUCACUGUAAAGAACCUUUUGAAGCGCCUUUAUUUUUAAGAGUAAAUGUCUAAGUAAGACAUUUAUAAGCCAUUUUGUAAAUUGUUGUAUUCAAUAUAGCGCAGCAAUUUACAAAAGAGUAGAUUAAUGAACGAUUCACACAAACUUGUUUUACCCUCCGUUCAGUGAUUUUUGUAAUGGUUUUAAGGCUCUUACGAUCAUUUAUUUGGUUAAAAAUAAAACGAAAAUAAUUGUGCAACAUCAUGAUUUUUUAGAAAUCAUUCUAAUAUGGCAGUUUUGAAGCAUUUCUUAUUGACUGGUGAAAGUGCUGCUUAAUAUUUAUUUUCAGAUGAAUAGAAAAACCGAAAUUGAU
Molecule: messenger RNA, 1294 nt
Organism: Puntigrus tetrazona (Sumatra barb)
Lineage: Eukaryota; Metazoa; Chordata; Actinopteri; Cypriniformes; Cyprinidae
Product: ubiquitin carboxyl-terminal hydrolase MINDY-1-like
Exons: 5
Coding region: 16-837 (273 amino acids)
Biological process (GO): protein K48-linked deubiquitination
Cellular component (GO): cell periphery; cytosol
Molecular function (GO): cysteine-type deubiquitinase activity; cysteine-type carboxypeptidase activity; K48-linked deubiquitinase activity
Source: RefSeq, a predicted model, not a curated record